GCUGUCUAUCUUUCCAAAUUAACCUAAUGUCGCAAGGGGAGUCAGGCUGUUGUAAUGGAUAACAACACGGAGGCAGUCGGACACAGCAGGAUUACAUAACAAAAGUGUACCAAAACGCACUGCUUGGCUAGCCACAGGAGAACACUAAACGCAUACUAGGCUACAGUGAAACGUGGAAAUAACAGGAUCUAAGAGGCAGGUGUCGGUAUUCCGGGCUGGUGGGCGUUCCAGAGGGACUGAUUGACAACCACCACACCGAACCGAUGUUUCAUGGGGGUUGCAUUGGGCUGCUGACCCACACAAUGAAACAUGACCUACCAGAAGUGCUGACAGCCAAUCACAAAUGCCAAAGUGAUGAUAUUCAGCCAAAAACCUGUGGACCAUCUAGCAACAUUAUCGGACUUGAUAAAGUCGAACCAUCAGCGCCAGAACACACUGACCUACCCAAGAAUCAACCUCCUUCCCCCCAGUAGGUAACAGAAUAGUCAUAUUCCUUCUCCGUUUUAUGCAAGCUAGCAGCAGGUAAUACUACCUAGCAUAACCUAACGUUGGGCUAUCCAUAAAAACCCACCCAGACAAAAUUAUGUAACGUUACUAUGGAAGUUACUAUAAUUAUAAUCGAUCUACUAUCAUUCUUGGCUUUUUUUAGCUAGCUGGCAAGCAAACUGUAGGCUGUAACACAUAAACAGCAGUGUAACUCUAACUAAUGAAGCUGAUGCGCUUUUAAAAAGAUUUUCUUGAUGCAGGGUCGUAAGUAUGGCGCCAGUGCGUUUUCGAGCCAUGAUUUCAGGCCCACCCACAACAUUGUCAAGAAGAAAAAAAAAGGUUUUGCUAGUCACAGAUAAAUAAAUCAGCAAACAAUAGAGUGUUGAGCCGUUAUGGUCACGUCUAGGGCCAGACAGGAAAAGGACAUAGGAAGGGAGACGAGUGUGCCGUUUAUUCUUGGUUAGGUACUGGGAAUGACUCCCUACUUAGGCUUAACCAGGAGAAAAAGUGAACAUAAACACAAACAGCAUCAACCCACAGACUGCCCCACAACAAGACCUGCAAUUAGCACACAAUUUACAGGCAUUUAUAGUUGACAACCUCAUCCGAACAGAGAAACCCUAAGCAGGCAGAGUCAUGCGCACAAAGUCCAUGAAUGAUAAACAACAACGGCCUCCUUCCCUGCUUUGGAAGGAAGUGAAAAUUGGGAACGAGCCAAUCACGAACGGAUGGUGUUUUCAAUCAACCAGGGACUGUCAUGGAAUACUGCCCCGCCAGUCACGUGGUAUGGCCCGCCGUGUUAUUUGUAACCACGCCCCCUUGAUUGCACACACCUGCACCGGGUUUAGUGUAUGUUCGUCAGUGUAUAUAAACCCCUUCUAGUGUGUGCAACGUUGUUGGUCAUUGUUUAUGGAGAUGUUGCUGCAGUGGUCGUUUGUGUAGUUAAAAUCAAUGCAUAAUCUUUGUUAGUGUUAAGCGUGUGUUCAUGUUCUUCUUUGCUGUUGUGUGUGAAUGCCACUGUUGUCUACGUCCUAACGUAAUAAAUACGGCACUCGGGCCACCGUGUCAGGAACAGCAAACAUAAUGACCGAGUGACGUCGGGAACAGAGUGGCCCACCGAAUAAUCUCAACUGGGGACAUAAAGUUUAAAAUAUAAAAAUAAACCGAUUUUCAGUAUAUGUUUCAUAAUGGUAUAGAUUACUAUAUAUCCAUUGAAUAAUCCCUUUCUUUGGUAGAGCUACUGUGGAUGUAACCAAUAGGCUAUUAUACAUUUUAGUCAAUUGUAAAUUAUAAGCAAACAUAUAUAUAUAUAAUGUAUGUGUGUUUUUUUUCCUACCAAGCCAAAUAUGGAAGAGGCCACUGGAAACAUGACACAAUAAAAUGUAGAACAAGACAAGAUACAAUCUGCCAGUCAACUCUGCCUAACCUAUGGGGACAUGUAUAGAAGAGGAGUCUUCUGGUGAGGUUUUCUCAUCUCCAUCUGAACUUUAGUAACAGAGUUUGAGGCACUCCACCCAUAAAGGCUGCAGUCAUGGCGGAUUGCCAGCUACCUGCUGGGAAUGAAGAAUUAAGCAGUUCAAGGGCAACACAACUGUGUGAAAUUAAAAUGAGGAGUAGAUCAGUAGAAGGACAUUUCACAAGAUAUUUUCUAAAUAAGUCCACUGUAAUCAAUGAAGAAGGUCUGAAAAGAGAGACGUUUGGAGUGAGACGCCCAGGCAAACCUCAUAAAAUCAUAUUACUGGUUGGAGAAACAGGAACAGGGAAGUCCACCCUCAUCAAUGCCAUGGUCAACCACAUGCUGGGUGUCAGAUGUAAUGACAGAAUGUGGUGUGAGAUCACAGAGACGAAAGAAAAACAAACCGAUUCUCAGACAACGGCAGUCACUGUGUAUGAUGUGUUUGCUGAUCAGAGUCCGUUCUCUCUCACUGUCAUUGACACUCCUGGAUACGGAAGCACAGCAGGGAUCGAGGAAGAUUUAAAAGUUGCUGAAACUUUACACAAGUUAUUUGGGAUAAGCGAUGGAGUUCAGAAAAUGGAUGCAGUGGGUCUUGUUGUGUCAUCAAAAUCCAGUCGCCUUACGGAUAGACAACUCUAUAUUUUUGAUGCUGUUCUCUCCCUGUUUGCUAAGGAUGUGGAGCAAAACAUUGCUGUACUCAUCACAAGUGUCACAAACAAGCCUACAAAUGUCAUUCAGGCCAUUAAAACAUCUAAAAUCAAAUGUGCUGAAACUAAUGGUGGUAAGCUUGUAUAUUUCUGCUUUGACAACUGUCAUUGUGAAGGCUUUAAUGCAGAAUAUGAGGAUGAGAUGGAUGAAGAAGAAGAAGCAGAUGAAUUUCAGAAAUAUGAAAAAAUAUGGCGUAAAAAUGAGAAAAACAUGAAUAACUUUUUUGCUUUCCUGAAUCAAACACAAACUAUAGACCUGGUUUUGACUGAGAGUGUUCUGAAACAACGCAAGCAACUGACAGCCUCCAUUUCCAACCUGAAGGAUCGAAUCAACGAGAAAGAACUGAAAACAAAUGAGCUUGAGCAGACCAAGUUGUCUUUGACACUACACAAAGAAAAACUGGACAUGAAAAACUUUGUAUAUGAAGUUGAUGAGCCCUACAAAAUAAAAGUCCCUAUAAACUCUGGGCAGUGGCACAUGAGUAAAGAGGCGACUUGCUGCACUGUGUGUGAGGAGAACUGUCAUUACCCAGGAUGCUGGUGGGUCAGCGAUCUCUCCUGGUGCAGCGUCAUGAAGAAGGGCAAAUGUACAGUGUGCACUGGAAAGUGUGACUACAGUUUUCAUAUUAAGGAGGCAAAAAUCUAUAAGUUAAAGACCAGGAAGGUGAAGAGGACUCACGAACAUCUGAAAAUGAAAUUUGACACGGAGUUCAUAGACAUACAGAGUUUAAUCUACAAACUUGAGGAAAAAAUCAAACAAGUGGAAGCAGAGAAGAGCAGGCUGGUGGAGGAGUGUUAUCAGUGUGUGCUUACACUGGAGGCGAUAGCGCUAACCGCCUCCGCUGUCUCCACCCUGAAGCAUCUGGACUUCCUGAUCGAGAAGGUGAAGGAAAUGGGUCAAAUGGAGCGAGUGCAGAAACUCGAGGAGAUACAGAGAAGAGGAGAGGAGGAAAACAGAGGAAUGUUGGGAAGCAUAAUAAAAUGUUGGCAUUCAUAGAGAAGAGGGCCUGACCGAUGCUGUGAGGCUAAUGCACAGGAGCAGACCUUCACGGUGCCUAGAGGUCUCUAAAGCUAAUUUACUGGAAUGCAGGAAUAAAAUUCAGUUUCAACAUUUUAUAUACAAAUAUCUAGUUUCAAGUGUUUAUUUGUAAGUAACUAACCAGUAAUAAUGUUAUAUAUUAAUAUUAAUUAAUAUAUUAAUAUAUAAUUAAUUAAUAUAUAAUGUUGCAUAUUAACUUUACCUAAUCUUAAAUACUAAUAAAUGUUACAUAUUAAUGUUACCUAAUCUUAAAUCCAAAUAAAUAACCUUUUACUAUUACUGAAUAUUCAUAUUACUGAUCAUAAAGCCACUGCACAUGCCAGUUCCAGUCCUGAAGUGGACACAAAAACAAACUGAUUGACAGGAACUGCAACCACUGAGAAUCUCAGUUUGUGUCUGUGAUGGGUACCAAGUGAAUAGUUUUCACAAACGUGUCUCUUAUAUUGGGUGGUAUCCUGCCAUGAGAUGAUGGAACCUAUUUAAAAUGAACUUCAGCAAUGAAUUGAGGCUUGGAGUUAUCAAAGGAUGAAAUGGAGUUGAAGAUAAACUCUGAGAACCUCGACACAGAACCAAGGCGGUGGGAUGGGGGUAGAGCAGAAACGGCUUUCUUCAGCGAGAAGUUUUGCGUGUCGAGAGUCUGGACCCAAGAUGAUGAGAAAGAUAGCCCCACCUCUUACAAAAUGUGGGAUAUUUUCAGAGAAAUUGUACUGCACACUGUACUGCAAGGCUUAGAAUGAUGCUCUCGACGUUUGCAUUCAGAAUAAUCAUGGAUAAUGAUAUUUGGUUUCUCCACUUCAACAGAGAUGCUAAAAUACUCCUUUCAAACAAAUAUUAGAAUCAAGAUUCUUGAAACACAAAAGGACUUUUGAUGUAGCCUUGUUUUUGACUUACUUCCGCUCCUAUAAUCCUCGCUGUGCUGAAAUGUUUGUAAAAUGUUUGUAAAAUGUCUCAAUGUUUUCUCAAUGAUUUGAAGUUAUAAUCACAUCCAUAACCAGCUAACAGUAUACUGAGGUCUGUGUCUGUCGCUAGGUGAUAGAAUGUUCUAGAUUUUGUGUGUUACUGAAUAUGAAAAAAUACAAAAUGCAUGAUUUAGUAGCAAUAUUUGUGUACACUAUGGAAUAUAUAUGUAAAUGUGCAUGUGCUUGUAUUACUAGUAUAAAGGCAUAAACCUAUAUAAGAUGUAUUAUUCAUGAUGGACCAAAUUAGGCUCAAUUGUUAUUGAUCAUUCAUAUAUUGGCUAAAUAUAUUUGCUAUAGAAAGAUUGUGUUUUUAAAUGUUACUCACAAAACACACAGAAGACUUUUUGUGGACUGUCUAACUGACCAUUCAUUCCAACUGUAUAUUCUUGCUGAACUAAUUUCAAAUUAAAUGUUUAAAAAAAAAAACCUU
Messenger RNA from Electrophorus electricus (electric eel), 5077 nucleotides. RefSeq lists its product as uncharacterized. Gene Ontology annotation, molecular function: GTP binding. The record is from RefSeq and is a predicted model, not a curated record. Lineage: Eukaryota; Metazoa; Chordata; Actinopteri; Gymnotiformes; Gymnotidae.